Molecule: messenger RNA, 711 nt
Organism: Drosophila elegans
Lineage: Eukaryota; Metazoa; Arthropoda; Insecta; Diptera; Drosophilidae
Gene: COX5A
Product: cytochrome c oxidase subunit 5A, mitochondrial
Exons: 2
Coding region: 110-559 (149 amino acids)
Biological process (GO): mitochondrial electron transport, cytochrome c to oxygen
Cellular component (GO): mitochondrial inner membrane
Source: RefSeq, a predicted model, not a curated record
GCUACCGGAUCCUGUCAUUCUGCAGUUGCCUAUCCCUGGCUCACCAGUGUUGCCCAUCGUCUCUCAGAUCUGUCAUACCCGUGUGAAAAGUAGCAAGAACAAGAAAACCAUGUUGAGCAUCACGGCCCGCAACCUGGCAUCUGCCCUCCGCGGCAGCCUCGUCGGCACAUCGUCGCGCGUGGCCGCCGUGCGCUGCCUGCACGGAACCGAGGAAUCGGCUGAGGAGUUCGACAAGCGCUACGAGAAGUACUUCAGCCGCGAUGGCAUCGACGGCUGGGAGAUCCGCAAGGGCAUGAACGACCUGCUGGGCAUGGAUCUGGUGCCCAGCCCCAAGAUCAUCGAGGCCGGUCUGCGCGCCACUCGUCGCGUCAACGACAUCGCCCUGGCCAUCAGGUGGCUGGAGGGAUGCAAGGACAAGUGCGGUGACCAGAAGGCCACCCUCUAUCCCUACUUGCUGGAGAAGAUCACUCCCACGCUGCAGGAGCUGGGCAUCCCAACCAUCGAGGAGCUGGGCUACGACAAGCCCGAGUUGGCCCUGAAGUCCGUGUACGAUGCCUAAGCGGAGCACUCUGCUGGACUAGUUUAAACACACUACACACACUAUAAUACACACCGUACAGCGACACUAGCUACCCAUACAUAUAUGGUGCGGAUGAACAUGUUGUUGGAUUAAUAAUAAAUGGAGAUUGGAGUAAGGCUACCACACCAGCA